AUGUUGGCAUCUUGGUCACUAUGUUUCUCCCUUUUGUUCGCUACGCUCGUUCAAGCGGACUUCAAAAAAUACAUAAGUACAUCCGCAGACAUUCGCACGGAAUGCAAGACGUGUCCACGCUCGCUAUGUCCCAACCAGCUUUCCUACGACUUUGACGAGGCCCUGAAUGUGACAUGCUGGACGCGAGGGACGAAGAUCAUGGGCGAUCAGCUGUGGCUGAAGAGCGAUGCCGGAUGCUACAUCACGCAGUAUGAUGUCGCCGAGUACGCUGGUGACUACGACAUUCCAUACUGCGGCAGUGAUUCCGAAGAGCAAAACCUCACCCUCGAAGACGCGACACUCAAGUACAAAACCGAAUGCAGGAUCUGCCCGCAGAUCAGCUGCGACACGGUAGCAUACUUACGCGAAGACACAGAGCUAGAGCUGACCUGCUGGUAUCCCGACGGGCAAGUGAUCAUCGAUGACCCCUACUGGAUGAAGACAACCAACAAUUGCUACGUUGCGCAGGCAAACCUCUACUCCAAGCCCGACACCACCUCCCUCGACCCAUGCGGGCCCGUCCCGCUUCUCGAGACCGCAAACCACAAUAAUGAGAACGGCACGAGCGAUGUGAACAAGCGUGAGAUAUCUCCGGGACUUGCUGAAAGAGCAGCACGUUAUCUCGUCAGCCUCACCAUCGGCGAAGAAUACUCCAGCUGCCGCAGCUGCGCAGACACGCCUUGCAGCGUGGAGAAGGUGUACGAGUUCAACCAGACAGUUGUGAUGCAGUGCUUGGUCGAGACGAACGGGACGGUUUGGUGGAGUUUGACGACUGUGAGUGUGUGA
This is a messenger RNA of Parastagonospora nodorum SN15, 825 nucleotides long. RefSeq lists its product as hypothetical. NCBI's taxonomy places the organism in Eukaryota, Fungi, Ascomycota, Dothideomycetes, Pleosporales, Phaeosphaeriaceae. The coding region runs from base 1 to 825 and encodes 274 amino acids. The record is from RefSeq and is a predicted model, not a curated record. The transcript has 3 exons.